Molecule: messenger RNA, 5958 nt
Organism: Aegilops tauschii subsp. strangulata
Lineage: Eukaryota; Viridiplantae; Streptophyta; Magnoliopsida; Poales; Poaceae
Product: probable fatty acyl-CoA reductase 4
Biological process (GO): long-chain fatty-acyl-CoA metabolic process; suberin biosynthetic process
Cellular component (GO): intracellular membrane-bounded organelle
Molecular function (GO): alcohol-forming very long-chain fatty acyl-CoA reductase (NADP+) activity
Source: RefSeq, a predicted model, not a curated record
CAGUAGUCCGGUUCACCUCGCCAGCAAUGGACGCCGGUGCUCUAGCUGGGUGUUUGAGAGACAAGAGCGUCCUCAUCACAGGCUCAACUGGAUUCCUCGGAAAAUUAUUCGUCGAGAAGAUAUUGAGGGUUCAGCCCGCUGUCAAGAAGAUCUACCUGCUGGUGCGCACCUCCCAUGGUGCGUCUGCCGAGCAGCGUGUCAUGUCCGAGGUCACUGGAGAGGCAGUCUUCGAUAUCCAGCGUGAAAAAUACGGUCCCGUUGGCUUCCAAAACUUCAUCAAAGAAAAGGUAGUUCCUAUAGACGGAGAUAUCAUGCAUGACAACCUCGGUCUUGAUAGUGCUCAAGUGUGAGUCUUGACGAAAGAAGUUGAUGCUAUCAUCAAUGGAGCUGCCACAACUAACUUCUAUGAAAGGUACAUAUAGCAGUGCUAAUUAAAUUACUGGCCAUCAAUCCGUACACUUGUAUGGGCAACAGAUAUUUAUUCUGGAAAAAGUUGACUAAUUUUCCAUGACUAACUAGCAAGAGAUCACCGGCUAGAUAAUUAUAAAUUUAUCUCUUUUAUUGUAAAUCCAUAGUACAAUUUUUUCUAUAUAAACAAAGUAUAAUAUUGAAACUUGUUAUGUUAUAAUAUCACUGUAAUGCAAUUAAUUCCUUUAUAACAUCACAACUUAUUCAGUAAAUCACAAUUCCUAAGUCAUUUCUUGGUAUUUCAAAUCAUUUAUAAAGUGUGUUAAAACAUAAAAGGUCAAAUUUCAUUGAUGAAUUGUCAUUAUAAUUCAAUCACGAAAGCCAUAUAUGCCUUUUAUGCAAAAUCGCCUCCCUAGCUCUUGCUUCUGAACUAAAGAUGCCAAUAUCGAAGGGAUUUUUCAUUGAUGAUGACUUUUGAGUAGAUAUAUUUGUUAAAUGAGUACACACUUUUUUUAAGAUGUAGUUGGGCUACUAAGUCUUUAUAAUGUUAUUUUGCUUGGACUAUUCAUGAUUCGAACUUAACUUUGAUAAUAACUAGCAAAGUGGCCUGCUCGAUGCGCGGGCUAGAAUUUUAGACAGUUUAGUAAGGGCACAUACUAUUUGAUUUGUGUAAAGAGAAAUUGGCAUCAUCCUUAUUUGUUUCUGUUUCAACAUAAAAUUGUAAUACCAUGUCAUCAUCAUGCCAUUACUGCUUGAUCCAAGCUAACGUUAAUUAAUUCAGCCAAGCUUAGUCGAUGCUUUCUGGAUUACUUCUUGCAUCUUAAGAUGAAGUUAUGAAAAUACUUGUUCGUAUGCCAAGAACUAUGAUCUCGGUUGCAGAUCAAGAAAAACCUAAUGCUUAGAUGAUUGUGUGAGCACACGUAUUCAUAUUGUACUCAACUUCCAACAACAAAGUACCGAGUCAUAUGAUUUUUUUAGGAUAUAGUAUUUUGUACAUCGGAACCUACCUAAUUUUAGAGAUUUCAGGCCAGGUACAAAAUUUACUCUACGCAGCAUAAUACUGAUUAGAAGCAUUUGUACCAAGCGAUCAGCUUGGUAAGCUACCUACAAAAAUUUGCAACCGAUGAUUAGAAGCAUUUGUAGCAUGCGUGCACAAACUACGCUUCCCUUGUAAUUAGUACAUAUAUUAGUGUGUCUCAUGCUCAUGCUAAUUACACGAACGAAUUCUUUAAACCGAGCACUGUAGAAAAGAUAGCAGUUACUAAAUAUGUACGUACCUUAUAUCCUGCAUGCCAUGGGAAUGCAAUGCAUAUUCUAUGGCCGCCUAAAUAGUUGUGUCAUCAAUACCAUCUAUCAGAUCACAUAAUGGACUAUAUAGGCUCGUGAAAACAUUAGACGUAUAUUACUAAAUAACUAAUAGAUUAUUGAUAGAUCGCUACUGCAGCUACAUCUGUAUCUCUCUUGUGAAUACUACAACCCAGCCCAUUAGCAAGUACAGCGCAGCUGCAGCUUUGCACCACACGAUCAAAGCAAUCGCUUCCUCACGUACGUUCUUAUCCCCUCUCCAUCCCAAGCCUCAAACACUACAACCGUCGACAGCCGACGACCGCCCACGGUGCCGACGGCGGGAUGUCCCGCCAAACUCCCUGGACCUCAACUCCUCAAUGCCCUUCUUCACAGAUCACAACCGUCUCUUUGAUUGGAGCUGCACGUCAACGGCCCCAACGUCGGGAUGCCUCUGAUCUCUGAACCUCAAUCCCCAAGUGCACCCUGGUUACUGCAGUUAACUCAAUUGGUCAGUACGCGUAUCUCCUUUUUUUGGACAAUUUGAUGCAUACUUCGGGAUUGAGAUGUGAUGGUAAUUCAUUAAUUUAUACCUCCACUCCAUUCAACGACUCGAUUGGUUAAUUACUACAAAAUUUGAUACAUUAUAAAUUUCUGAUUAGAUAGCAUUGAUGGGAAAGUAACAGACUACGCAGUCAUUUUUCUUAAAGAAUAUGAGAAGAGGAAAUCACUGAGAACAAAAAGGUUGUCCAGUUUAGUUGUCAUUUGGUCAUCAGACGUGCUCUUUUCUUUUGGAACCCCAAAAUUUACUUUGUCAUAUCUGUCAUAUUUGUAUGAACAAAUUCACCGGUCCAAAACUAUCUUUAUAUCUGUUCUAUGACUUGGCUUUUUUCAUGCAUAUUGUUUCUUCAUAUAUAUAGUUGGCCCCCCUUGUGUUUUGGUCACGCUCCGGCACUGCAUAUCAGAGUAUCUAAUUAAAGGAACUAAGUUCUGGAAGGAAAAAUAGAUCUUAGUGUGGAUGGAUCUCCCCUCAAACAUAUACCUCGAUUCAUGUUCUAAGUUCAGAAAUCAAUGAUGGACCCCUUGAUGUAGAAGCGAAUGGCAGCAGCUGGUUGCCGCGAUGUAUGGAACGACGUUGGAACCGUUGAGCACCGAGCUUCUAGCAGAAACUGCUCGAUGAAACCCGGAAAAACUGCACACCUCAGUUUUGAUUGGAGGUAGUUUGGCCUAUGCUGAGGCAGAGGAAGUUGAGCCAAUUUUUGGCAGCCUUUUCGCCAGCCCCAGCCCUACCUCUCCUCCUGUCCAUCAGUCGCUAAUUGUUGUUCUUGUCCCAAUUGCUCCAUCCUCUUCUCUUUGUGCUUUGCUGUAGUAAUUACUUAUCAGGUCCUUCGAUUGUAUCUCAAGUUCCAUGGCUUUUUUGCAUGACAGCAGUAGAUCACUCGUCCGCGUCAGCUUUCAUCUCCAGGUUGAUGCUGCUGUAACAUCAACCACUAUAGCAGCCACCAGAGGUAUCCUGUGGAGGUCCAUGUGGCUUCAAUGACUCCUCGGUGGUGCGGUGAUCCUCAGGAGAAAUCUCUCGUGGGCAGACCAUUGGGAGAGAACGUGAUGGAGGAGUUAGGGCUGGGUUGAGGGUCCAAUUCUGUAGAGAAGGAUCUUCCUCUGGCAAUCUUGUGUUGAUGCAGGAUGUGGAGGACGGUGGGGGCAGCUUGAAGGGUCUAGAGGUUAGGGCUCUCGUGCGUUAUUUUUUUGAGGGAAGGUCUCGUGAGUCUUUUUUUUUAACUGGGAAGGCUCGUGAGGUCUUAGACAUUGGUGCGUAAUGGCAAUGGUGGAUUUAUGUUGCAAAAAAAGUUAUCGUUUCUUAUUACGUUGAAAAGUUUAUUUGCGUAAUGGUCACUGAUUUAUGCUAAAAAAAAAUUGUAAAAAAAGUUGUCGUUUCUUAUUAUGUUGAAAAGUUUUUUUGCGUAAUGGCAAUGGUGGGUAAUUUUCACUGAUUUACGUUGGAAAAAAAUGUCUCCAUCCAACGGUUAUGAUUUCCUUUUCUACGAAAUAAGCGGACAGAUCUUUCUAAUUAUUGUGGAUUUUUCUAAAAUAUUCUCCUUUUUCUAGUGAUCCCAUCAAAUACUUUUUAUAUAUAAUAGAUUUUUAUUUUUAUGUACUUAAGCCAUGGGUAUAAAGUUGCAAAAACUAUAUUCUUAUAUUGUAUGUCUAUCCUCAGGGCAUUGACCUAAUAUUCUAUGGCAAACUUUAUCUUCAUUGUUAUGAGCUUAUUGACUUCGCUAUUCCGAAUCCAAUGCAUGUUCAUGUUUCCUUAUUCAGAAAAGGAAAAUAUUACUCGAUCCUUUCGAUUCUAUUCACUAACUCCAAACCCCUACCGCCGCCACCACCUCCAACCAGCCUUCUUGAGUGACCUCUCAAUCAUUACGGUGAAACAGAAGUAGUUUCCAGAUGCCGUAGUAGCUCACCUUCUCAUUUGAUAGACUCGCCACAUGACUUACCUAACAAAACCAUUGCAUCUCUUUAAUUUGUCGUAACAACAUAAACCCAAUAGUGAGUUCCCAAAUGAUGCAUUAUCUUCCUAGUUUUCCAAACAUAAACCUGUAUGAUCUGUUUUGCACAUUACUAGUAUUAGUAUGAGUGGGCUACUCAUGUGCACCGCGAGAUAGAGUUGGACAUGCUUUGUGCCUUCUCACGAUAUUCUGCCUAGUGUGGUUUGUGCACGAUUGACAUUGUUUUGUUUUCUUGCCGUUGAUUACAUAAGUUAUAAACAUCUUGUACACUAGACAUAUAUUCUAUCUACCAGAUGGACGAACAAAUAUAUUAAUAAAGUCAUACAAGCAGUUUAUGAUAAUUCAUCAUCUAAUAAGUCUACACAAAUCUAAGAUUUUUGUUGAUAAAUUCCCUGAUAUUUUGAUGAUAUUCUUGAGAAGUUGCAUCCACUAUAUAUCAUGGCCAUUGGUGAUACUUUGUAUAUUCUUUAUAUAUGUAUGCAUGUGAUUAUUUUCACACGGGACAAGUUUGAUUCAUGUAAUUUUCAAGAUUCAAUGGAAAUUCAGAGAAAAUGGUACUACUACAUAAAGCUAUGUUUAAUAUGUUCUGAUUUGUUAAAGAUCAUCAUCACACCUAGCUUGGCGAGGCUUCCUAAACACACAUAGUAUUGUUUAAUCUCAACUCUAAUCUCGGAUAGAACGAAUGCAAACAUGAACAAAAGAGAAGAAGAAAUCUAUUGGAUUUUUGAUAUCAUACAUGGCAUAAGCACAUCUAAUGCAACUAGGAUUUGUUUCAAAGUUCAGCCCAAAUUUCUCCUUGGUUUACUAUUUCGGUAGGCACUUGUGUGCUUCUUUUGUAAUAUCAGGACAUUUUUAUUUUUAGUUAUAAAAACUCAAGCAAUAAAUAUACUUAUCUACCAAAUUGAAACUUCGAAAUAAUUUAGCUGGAUGGUUCAUUUGCCUCUUGCUUUAUCGUGGCCAUAUAGAUAAUCAUUUAUAUCUUUCUAGUUUUGCAUUUUUAUAUCCUUUAUACUAUUUUGAGCAGUUAUACGUUGGACCAUUGAAGUAUGUGUGUCAAGUUUUUCUUAUAUAUUUCUUAGUUUUGUGUAUGAUCAUGUUUGAGCCAUUAUAAUUGGAAUCUUUACGUUUUCAUCAAUUUUAGGUAUGACUAGAUCUAAGACCAUUAUAUGUAUGUUGUAUAUUUUUCUCAAUAUUUAUUAUUAUUUUAUAAUUUGAUUAGAUAUAACCAGUUAAAACGCAGACUCGUUACAUGGUUUUCUUUUCAGCUUCGAACUACUAUGACUCCACCGAACCGGAUGAAUCGCUUAUGAUCUUUUUCUAAGAUAUGAGCCCUUCAAGUUAGGUCCCACUAUAUUGGUGUCUUAGACAAUUUCUCCUUUUUAUUUACCUUUUACGUGCAAAAAUAUCUGAUGUUACAUCACCAUCGAAGCCUAGCUAUAGAGUCACUAGUCUCAUUUUAUUUUACUAAUUUAUGCAUCUAAUUCGCAUUUUACAAAUAAUGUGUAAUUAGUAUAGUAAUGAGUUAUUAUCUAAUGUUCAAAAUAUUGAGAAAUAUAUUUGUAAUUUCUGCUAGCGCGAUUCAAUAUAAAGGAAAAAUCUUCCCAAAAUGUAAAUAACAUCUUAUGCAAUAUUUCUAGUAUAUAUACUCCUUCGGAUAUCGAAAUGGAGGGAAUAGUUGUACAUAUUUCAACAAUUAACGUGCUAGUUCUUUGAAGUUUUUGUUCAAACAUCCAAAUUUAACCUUUGGGAAAAAAGAAAA